AUGAUUUUAUCUACUAUAUUAACGUGUAGCAAUAAAUCACUACUCAAAAAGAUAUUUACUAUUGCGGGUACUAGGUUGAAUACCAAUUUACUCCGAAAAAGGUGGGUAUCCAAAAGUACUAGAACUUAUAACAACGGCCUUAAUAAUAACGUUAACAAUAUACCACUAUACAAGCUACCUAAUACACCAAAACAAUAUUUGAGAUGUACAAUUUUCAAUGAAAGAGGCGAAAUUGAAGAAUUCAAUACUGAGUUUAGUAAAGAUGAAUUAUGCAGCCAGCACCAUUUAUAUCCAAGAGAUUUACGUAAGCUUAAUAGUAGAACAUCCACCGAGACUAGUAGUAAUAUUAAUACUAGCAUAACGGCAGAAAGCCACACUACGAGUACAAGUUAUAAUAUCAGCAAUAAACUUAUCGGUGAUAUGUUAGUCCCCAGUUGUAUUGUACGGGAUGAUUCAAUACUUUUGAAUAUUCUAGAUAUUAGUUGUUUGAUUAAAUCGAAUAUGGUUAUAUUAUUUGAGCAAAAAGAUUAUAAAAAUCCUAAUAUUAAAGAGUAUGAUUUAUAUAAGCAUAGUAAUUUGAUUAAUGAGUUGAGCAUAAAGUUACGAAGCACUAACACGUCUACCAAUAAUAUAAAUAACGCAACAAAAAAAGCUGGAACUAACAGUAACAAAGCAAGUGACUCACAGGAACAACAAAUGUUAUAUACCACGCUACCUUAUGAGUUUAGAGCACUAGAGGCCAUAUUUACACAGUGUAUUAAAAAUUUAGCUCGUGAUAUGAACAUUUUAUUACAAUCUUCUUCCUCAAUACUAAAUGAUUUAGAGUACAGUAUUAAUAGAAUAAAGUUACAGAAAUUACUUAUGCAAAACAAGGUACUAUUUGCAUUCUAUAAAAAGUCCAUAUUGUGUAGGGAUAUGAUUGAUGAUUUGUUAGAUCAGGAUGAUUUAUUAUCUGAAAUGUAUUUAACAGUGGCAAGAAAGGCAACGGAUGAUCAUGAGGAGAUUGAAAUGUUAUUGGAGAAUUAUUAUAGUCAUGUUGACGAAGUAGUACAAACCGUUGAAAAUUCAUUAAAUAGUAUCAAGACUACUGAAGAAAUUAUCAAUAUCAUUUUAGAUUCUAAUAGAAAUCAGUUGAUGUUGUUAGGAUUGCGCUUUACUAUUGGACUAUUGUCGUUAGGCGGUGGUUUGUUUGUAGCCUCCUUGUAUGGGAUGAAUUUGGAGAAUUUUAUUGAACACACUGACCUCGGAUUUUAUUCUGUUUGUACGGUUGCAAUUAUUAUAAUAAGCUUUCUAUUUGUUUUCAGUAUUAAAAGUUUAAACAGUUUAGAGAAAAUAACCAUGAUGGGUCACCAACAGAAACAGAUAAAAACUUUAAAUAGCGGUAAAACAAAAGCAUAG
Molecule: messenger RNA, 1398 nt
Organism: Saccharomycodes ludwigii
Lineage: Eukaryota; Fungi; Ascomycota; Saccharomycetes; Saccharomycodales; Saccharomycodaceae
Gene: MFM1
Product: Mfm1p
Exons: 1
Coding region: 1-1398 (465 amino acids)
Biological process (GO): mitochondrial magnesium ion transmembrane transport
Cellular component (GO): mitochondrial inner membrane
Molecular function (GO): magnesium ion transmembrane transporter activity
Source: RefSeq, a predicted model, not a curated record